AUGAAGCAACCUCCUGUUAGAGAUGACCGGCUAGCACGACUGGAGCAGCUCGCUGAGAAAUGGGCCCUCAGUCGCCAGCCGCCGCCCUCCCCCUCUCCGAGACCCGACCAGGCGCCAUCCUACCGGACGGCGAAUGACGAGUCUGCGGCCGAGGAGCUGCUCAAGGGGCAGCGCGCCACCGAAUCCCACGGCCACCAGCACAAGGGAAGUAUCUCGCGCGCCUUCACGACCAAGAAGAAGGGCUGGGAGUACCGAGAGAUAUACAGCGCCCUCGUCGCUCAUAUCACCAACCAGGGAUCCCCGGGCGUUGCCGAAUCCCUCAUCACCAAGCUCAACUUGGCCGGCGGCAAUCUGAAUCUGGCCCAGAAGAGCCGCACCAGCUUGCUCAGCAGGAGAAAGAGUCUCGACCUGGCCGAGCGGAGUCAAGUGCUCCAGAUCGCCGUAAAGAACGCCCAGGUGGACAUGGUCGAGGUUCUCCUGCCCUAUGCCGACGCCUUGAGUUUGGAUACGGCCUUGCCGAUCGCGCUUCGGGCGGGAAACCUGGCUAUAGCGAGACUCCUCGUGAGGUACGGCGCCAGCGUGGCGCAGACAGCCGAAGGCCAAGAUGCUUUCCGCAACAUCUGCGCCGGCGGCGGCCAGCCUGAGCUGGUAGCCCUGGUCAUGGGCUCGGAUGGGCGACCGUCCGUGCAGUGGGUCUCCCAAUCCAUGGUCGAGGCGGCAAAGGCUGGGUGUCUCCGCACAGUCGAGCAUCUCAGCCUGUCGACGGCGGACGGCAAUCACGACGGCGGCGCCGCGCUGAAAGCGGCCGUGAUGUUAGGCCGGAAGGAUAUAGCGCUCGCCGUCGUUCUCGGGAACAAACCGCCGGCCCAGCUUAGCCUCAACGAAGCAUUCGAACAGCUCAUGAACCAUCAAAACAUAAACCCGAACGAGAAGCUCGCCAUAGCAGAAGUUCUACUAUGCGCGGGGGCUGGAGGGGAACCCGUGUCGCAGGCCCUCGUCCAAGCCAGUUCUACUUAUUUCUUGGAAAUGGUUCACCUUUUAACAUCGUAUGGCGCCUCAAUCGAGUACCAGGAUGCGAUUGCGGUGCGCAAGGCAGUGUCGAAGGGCAAGAUUGACGUGGUGGAGGUCAUGCUGGGCGGGAAAUCCAAACUCAACUCCCACUACGCAUCCGAAUGCGUUGAAUUACUGCCCAAGAAGAUGAGGUUCGAGGAACGGCACACCUUGCUAAAUUUACUUCUCCGAAAAGGCGCUGCCGGCCCGCCAUUAGAUGAGGCGUUGGUGGAUGCGGCGGAGGUCGGCGACAUCGAAGCGGUACGACUGUUACUUACGCCUCUAUUUCCCGGCGGGACGGUCGUUGAGAGUAAAGGCGGUCGGGGCGGAACGCGAAGUAUGGUAUUCGAGCGACACGAAGUCGCGUCGACGGACCACAAAGGUGCCCUAGCAUUACAACUUGCUGUUAAGAAGGGUGACGCCGGUAUUGCAGGCCUCAUUUUGUCUAACAAGCCACCGAACCCGGUCGCCCUCGCACAAAUCUUCCCCAGUGUGCGCAACCUACCCCCUGUUGAACGAUACCAGAUUUCCGAAUUAUUUCUCCGGGCGGGACUGACGGGACCGACUGUCAAUUCUGCUCUGGAGAACGCGAUCGACGAGCAGCCACCUCACCGCGACGAGAAACUCAUCGCCCUCUUCCUCCGAUACAACGCCGACGUGAAUUUCAACGAAGGUCACGCCAUAACGGCCGCUAUUAUGCAGAAAGACAUUAGACUGCUGGAUAGGCUGCUUAAGAGUAAGCCGACUAUCCAGGUGGCGGCUAGAGCGGUCUCCAAGGCCAUGGGUAUCGAUGACAUUCCCUUGCGGUUGCAGAUUGUGAAUAUGCUCCUGGCGGCCGGUGCGUCCCAAGGCGGGCCUGAAGUGUCCGCAGCGGUCGGUGCUGUGCUGCAAGCGAACCCGCUCGAUAAGCGGUUGCUGAAGACUCUACUCCAGCAAGGCAACGCUGACGUUAACGUCGAUGAGGGGAUCGCCGUCGAGCACGCCGUAUUACAUUCCGACCCGGAAGUUCUAGAAAUGAUUCUGGGCUUGGGCCAACCGAACGCCGCGUCUCUGGAACGAGGGUUGAAGAGCCUAGUGAAACUCCCUGCAUCCGCUGCUAAAACUGACAAGCUGAACGGAUUGUUGCGUCGAACUGAGUCCAAGGAUACGGUUACCGCCCUCCUCCUCGAGGAAGUGAUGGGUGUUUUGAAGACGCCGCCACAGCAGCAGAAUUUCUCGUCGGUGAAAACCCUCCUGGCAAACGGUGCUGAUGUGAACGCCUUCAACGCUGAGGCGUUGUGCCGUGCCGUAGCAGCGUCGAACAUGCAGCUAGUCGAGGUCCUCUUCACGGCUAACCCGAAUCCCACGACGAUGGCGUUCGCCAUGCCUCACGCCCUACGAAUCCGCGACCUCAUGGACCGGCUAACCUUCGCGGAGAAGAUUCUCGACGGCGGCAUCCCGCCGACCGAAGUGAAUAGAGCCCUCAUCUUCGCCGUGAACACGUACCCGGAGGAUAUCCCGCUCAUCAACACGUUGCUGGCUCGGGCUGAUACUCGGGACGGGCAGGCCCUGAUUGAAGCCGUCAAGGCGGAGAAGCCAGAUAUCGUGGAGCUUCUCCUGCGCAAGAAGAAAUUCUCGACGGAGAUUCUCAACACGGGCUUCAUUCAGGCGACGAGGGCCAAGAGUAAGGUCUCGAGGAGAAUGUCGUGCGGCAGCCUGUUGAAAGCCGGCGCGUCGGGCGACGUCGUCUCGGAUGCUCUUCUGGCGGCCGCGUCGGACGGAGACCUGGAUUUCGGCACGAUCCUAGUUCAGAACGGCGGGAGCGCAGAGCACAGGGACGGCCAGGCAAUUAUAGAGGCCUGCCGCUCCGGGGCCGUUGACGUCUUAGCGAUGCUGUUCGCGGGGAACGUGGAGGUCGGCCAGGGCACGCUGCAGAGAGGUUUACAGGCAGCUACGCAAGUGGGGGACCUAAAGAAGCGGGCGGAGAUAUUCAAGCUGCUGCUCCAGAUGGGGGUUACGGGGGAGAUCGUCGACGCCCAGCUCGUGUCGGCGGAGAGGUACGGCGACGACGCGAAACACCUGGUGGAGCUUCUGCUCAUGUACGGAGCAAGCCCCGACUAUAACAACGGGGAGGCGGUCGAGAAAGCGGCGAGGAGCGCGUUCUUGGGGAACCUGGAGAUGCUUUUGGGCAUUGUUGACAUACGACCGUCUUCUCAUACCUUGGUUCGCGCUAUAGAGGCGUCUUGGGACCUUAACAGGGACACAAGAUUCACCGUCAUGAGUUGGAUAUUCCAGGCGGGAAAGCCGGUCCCGCAUGCCAUCCAUUCUACUCUGCACCGGGCGGUGAAUGAGGAACAGCCGGACGAGAGGCUGAUCGAGCUUUUGAUCUCCCACCGUGCUUCGCCGGCAGCGAAUAGCUGCCAAACCCUAAUCGAUGCGACGAAGACCCUGUCAUCAUCAGCCUUUGAAAAGCUCCUGGAUUCGAAUAUCAGCCCCGAAGACGCGGCUUUGGCAUUUACUAAGGCCUUUGCUUCCGACAGCGUGUCGUCGUGGCUGUCUACCCGGGGGUACGAGAUCGCCAAGUGCCUACUCGAUAGGGGCGCUAGCGGCGAUGCAAUAGGAUCUGCGUUCGCUGCAGUCCUGAGCCUGUAUGCUGAGACUCACGGAAAAUUGGCGAACGAUUUCUUGGAGAUGUUCCUGAAGCACGGCGCGGACGUUAAUUACAACCACGGAGAGGCGCUACAGAAAGCGGCUGCGCAAGGGGACCCCGACCUCCUGAGGAGGCUACUACGCGAGAAACCGGACUCGAAGGCGCUGACGCUCGCAUUCCCGCAUAUUUUCAGUCCCGCAGCCUCGGAGGACGAUAUCCACGAGCUAGUGACGCUCUUCAUUGAAUACAGCGACGGGAAUAGUCACGUCGAUGUCCUGUUUACCCACGUUGGCUCGGAGCCCGUCCUUGUCAGGGCCUUGACGCAGUUCCCGCGAUCCGUGAAGGUGCUCGAGGCGCUGCUAGAUGCCGGAUUCUACCACGACCAGAUGACGACUUGCAGGGUGAUGGAGCAGAUGGAGGAAGACGAGCCGGUGCCGCUGCUCAUGUGGGCUCUUAUUCAACCCCAGAAGAAAAUCAGCAGCGCUGUGAUCAAGGUGCUGAUUGAUAGAGGUGCCAAGGUCAACGCCGAGUCCCCCGUCUCCCGCGUGACUCCAUUGAUGCUUGCUAUACAAUCUCGCCGGCAAGAUCUCGUCAAGUCUAUCUUGCUCGCGGGUGCCGAGGUCGACGUCGCCGACGCGACGGGGAGGUCGCCGUUGUCCAUGGCGUCAGCUAUCGGCGGCGAGCUGUCCAUCACUAUGAUGUCGAACUUGCUGGCCGCUGGGGCGUCGAGGAACGACGGCUCGCUGCACAACGCGGCGCGGGAACUCAACUUGCCAGCGAUGCAGGUCCUAGUCGAAUAUAAACACGACCCCGACUUCCCGAGCCCCUUGCACGGCGGUCGCAGCGCCCUCGGCGAGUUAUGUCUUCAUGCGGCAGACUCGGGCGAGAUGACGGCCCGCCGGGAGAAGGCGAUGGAAAAAGCGAUUACUUUUCUGCUCCAAAGUGAUUCCGACGUUACCCUGCAGUCCGAAGGAAAAUCAGUCCUCCUUCUAGCCUUGGAGUCGGCCGACCCGCUCACUACGACGAAGGUACUGCUGAGAGCUGAUAUGUGGAAACACAUCAACAAACCUUUCAACUACUAUUCAGACGGCGAAUUUACGUACUCGCCUACCACGUACGUCCAGCGCGUACUGCCCGAGUCUGACAACAAGCCGCAGCUGUUGGCGCUUCUGCGAGCGAACCGCGGGGUCGACGUGUAUUACGCCAACAGCGGCGCGCAGCCGGACGACGCGGUGGGCAUGCCGUCGCAUAUCCAGAUGGAAGAGCAGGAGCGCAAAGCGCGGCUGGCGCGGCUGCAGAAGGAGAGCGAGGACCACGCGCUGGCGCUGCAGCGGAACAAGGAGCUGGCGGCGGUGCAGGCGCAGAUCUGGGCGCACCAGGCGGAGCUGGAGGCGGCGCGGAAGAAGCGGUCGCACAGCGCGGACCUGACGGCGCUGCAGGAGCGGGCGCGGGCGGAGGAGGAGCUGUUCGCGAGCGCGAUGCGGCAGCAGCGGGCGCGGCAGGCGGGCGACCUGGCGCACCAGGAGGCGCUGACGCAGGCGGGGCUGGCGCGGGCGCAGGCGAUCGCGGACGCGGAGCUGGCGGCGGAGGCGCAGCGGCAGACGCGCGCGCUGCAGUGGGAGCGCGACGUGGGCGGCGAGCGCGUCGGCAACGCGGCCCAGCUCAGCAGCAUCCGCGUGCGCGAGCGCGAGGAGCUCGAACGGCUCGACCGCGAGGCCGACGUCCGCCUGCGCGGCCGCAUCCAGGAGCAGCGCAAGCUCGUCGAGAGCCAGGGCGCGCUCGCGGCGAGCCUCGCCGGCGCCGGUCCCGGCGCCCGCCGGCAGAUCGGGUACGUGCAGGGCGAGCUGGACUGA
Messenger RNA from Durotheca rogersii, 5532 nucleotides. RefSeq names its product ankyrin. Lineage: Eukaryota; Fungi; Ascomycota; Sordariomycetes; Xylariales; Xylariaceae. The record is from RefSeq and is a predicted model, not a curated record. Gene Ontology annotation, molecular function: protein binding. Gene Ontology annotation, cellular component: cytoplasm; nucleus. The transcript has 3 exons. The coding region runs from base 1 to 5532 and encodes 1843 amino acids.